AUGGCGAUGGUCGACCGGCUCGAGGACGACGACGUGGCAUGGCGCCGGCAUGCACUGAUGGAAAUCGAUCCUUGCGAGGCUGAGCCACAGUCCUUGACCAAGAUGGAUCGACCCGACGAGAUUACCGCAGUCAGUGCAUCUGGCGUGGACGAGGUAGACAGGGACGAGAAAUGUGAAACGGAGCUUCAGUUUGACUCCGCCUCCGAUGAGCUCGUGCAGACCGACUCGAGCCCUCUUGCAAAGGUUGAGCAGGACGUGCACCGAGAAAGAGAGCAGUCGGAAGCAACCCGAGCCGAGUCGCCGGAGUCGUUGAAUGUUGAGUCCACGGAUGAUUCUGUCCACGCGACGAACGACGGCCCAACGCAUGACCCUCAUCAUGAGAAUGCCACGCACCAGGCCAAAGAGGAGGUGGAUCAGCAGCCAGACUUCACGGAGCAAGCUGCAGAGGUCAUUCAGCCGAGUCGAAAGGAGCACAUCGAGGCAACAAAGGCUGAAGUUCCGGGUCGACCUGACGUGCAGAAGGAGGAGCCAAGGGAGCCGGCCGAGAAACCGAUUCACAAGAUGCGCCGCUUCAUGCAGGUGUCUCGCGUCCCACGCUCCGAACGCUCCGAACGCUCCAACGAGGAGCCAAAGGAUCUACCGCGCAGCGCCAAGAGCGCGAAGAGCGCGAAGAGUGUCAAGAGCGCCAAGAGCGCGACGAGCGCGACGAGCGCGACGAGCGCGACUGUGAAGAGUGACAGCAACGAGUGCACCACGAAGGAGUCGGCACCCACAAUGGUCAUGGACAUACAGCAGGAAGCGCAUGCAGGGCACGCGGACGAGGCCACCACUAGUCCUGGUGCCCACCAGGAGACGGAGGUGGUGGAGGAGGGCCAAGGCCUACAAGCCAGCGCAGGUGCUGAUGUCCCGCAGGUUGCUGAGGACUCUGAGGCUGUGGUGGGACGAUCGCAAGGUGAGGAGGCGGAGGAGCAGUCAGUGGAUCCGAGUCCCAUCCAGGAGCCUCCAAGCAAGGAAGUGGAAGGCGACGAGCCCACAGGCGACGAGCCCACAGGCGACGAGCCCACAGGCGACGAGCCCACAGGCGACGAGCCCACAGGAGGCGAGCCCACAGGCGGCGAGGUUACAGGCAGCGAGCCCACAGGCGGCGAGCCCACAGGUAGCGAGCCCACAGGCGGUGAGCCCACAGGUGGCGAGCCCAUAGGCAGCGAGCUCGCAGGCAGCAAGCCCACAUUCGUCGAGCUUACAGGCUUCGAGCUCACAGGUGGCGAGCUCACAUGCAGCGAGCCCACAGGCGUCGAGCCUACUGGCGGAGAGUUCGCAGGCGAGCCUGCAGGCGGCGAGCUCGCAGGCGGCGAGCCCGCAUGCGGCGAUCCCACAGGCAGCGAGCCCACCGGCGGCGAUCCCACAGGCGAGCUGCCUGAGCAGGAGCAGCCCACGAAGGUUCUGGCCUCGUUGCUGCACCUCACGUGCCUGGCACUUGCUUCUGAGCUUCGUGACCAGAUUGACCAGCCCAGGUUAACGCCGUAA
Messenger RNA from Symbiodinium natans, 1527 nucleotides. Lineage: Eukaryota; Dinophyceae; Suessiales; Symbiodiniaceae. The record is from the annotation of a GenBank genome assembly.